ACACAGUGUGUGCUGCGGGACACGGCUAUUUUUUCCACCUUUCUCCUUCAGGACCAUCAGAGGCUCCAGUUCUGUCCUUCAGUAAGAAUCGAGCCUAUUCUUGCACGAGCUUUGGACUCCUGAUAUACCCAGAAUAUCAUCCUCAAAGAGCAAACACCACAUUGCCUGUUACACUUGAAACCUUCACAGCCUGGCAAUGUGAAGGUGGAGUUAAGAUUAUUAGCAGUAGCAACCUACAGCUUUGGAACUUCCACAUCUCAUCUUGCAAAUAUUUUGGAAUUGACAUUGUGGAAAGUCUUGGAAACACCUCUGUUGCCAAUAGUUUUCUACUUGGUCACUUGCAUGAGAAGGAUGGAACUUGUAUGCAGGCAGGACUGAAAACUCCCAAAAGGCAUGAACUAUUGAUUUCAAAUACAACCUUUAUGAAUUUUGACAUUCCCAAUUGCACUGCAAUCGCCACCUGUUCUAGUUGUUACCAAGGUCAAGGCGGAUUUGCUGUGAGGUCUGAACAAGUGCUACUUCUAAAUGCCCCAAAUUGGAUAUCGUUCCCAUUUCCUCAUUGUGCGAUUCUUAAAGAUCUAGAUGGCACAAUCACAGGGCAAAGGGGGAGCUUUCUCCUCCCUUCUGUGGAUACACUUCCAGAUUCCUGCUUGGCGAGUGUCAAUGCCAGUCAAGUUGCCAGUGGCAGUCUUUGCCAUGGAAAUGUUACUUUCCACCGUAUGUCUAUUGGCCUAAAGGCCCCGAUCUGUCCUUAUAAUUUAAAAGUGACUGAUAGUCGCAAUAAGACAACCAUGGUCAGUUAUGUCUCUGACACUCUGUCAAAUGCAAAUGGCUGGAUGGUUCUUCUUUUGGAUCAGGAGACUUAUAUUCUGUCAUUUGACAACCCUCUGCUGAGUGAAAACUUGCAGUAUACUGCUACGUUCAAUAAUUUCACAGCUGGGAAUUAUUUAUUGCUGGAACAUGAAGUCCGAUCAUCCCACAUCAAUGUUACAGUGACCUGUGGUACACAGAAAGGAUCGCCACUCUUGUCGUUACCUUCACAUAAGCACAAUAAAGGCUGUGACUGGUUUUUCAAUUGGGAAAGAAGGAAGUUAACUUAUUUAGUUACAGGUCAAGGCGCAGUCCAAGUGGCAUUCCAAGCAGAAGUCACACUCCCUUUACCAGUGCCCGAUCCAAUUCCUCCUCCUCCUCCACCACCUCUUCUGAGAUGGUCACUUUCUGAGUCUUGGGAUGGUGUGACAAAGGGCUGGGGUGGCUACAAUAAGAGCAUACCAUCAACUGGUCAAGACGUCAUCAUUUUGCCUGGCCGAAGCAUCUUUGUGGAUACAACCCUUCCUCGUGUCGAGGCCUCUAUAUCCAGGGCACACUGGAAUUCCCAUCAAAUUCCAGCAAUGCACUUAGCGCAGCCUGUAUUGUGA
This is a messenger RNA of Podarcis muralis (Common wall lizard), 1418 nucleotides long. The record is from RefSeq and is a predicted model, not a curated record. Lineage: Eukaryota; Metazoa; Chordata; Lepidosauria; Squamata; Lacertidae.